GGGAAAAGGACAAACUGAACGUCCACGUCAUGCCAGAUUCUCCUGAGAUCGUCCUGGCCAAAGCCAACGCCCUCAACAUGAGCAACAAACUGUACAAAGCCGGUCUCGUGGAGAUGGCCAAAAAAGGCCACAACCUCAAAGCAGACGCCAUCCCAAUCAUUGCUGCCAAGAGUGGUACCACUAUCGCCAGCAAUUACAAAUACAAGCUGGCGUACGAGAAGGCCAGAGGUCACCACGUCGGCUUCCGCAGCCUGCAGGACGACCCUCUGCUGGUUCACUACAUGGAGGUGGCGAAGAUUCAGAGCGACAAGAACUACAAGAAGGACUAUCACAAGUCCAAGCUGAAGUACCACUCCCCCGUGGACAUGCUGAGUGUGGUCCACGCCAAGCAGGCCUCUGCUGCUCAGACGAUGGCUGGAUACAAGCAGCACAACCCCCACUACACCGUGCUGCCUGACGCCAUGAACCUGGUGCUUGCUCGUAACAUGCAGUUCAUCGCCAGUGAUAACCAGUACAAGAGUGAGUACGACAGCUUCAUGAAGGGAAUCGGCUGGGUCCCAAUCGGAUCGUUGGAUGUUGAGAAAGCAAAAACAGCCGGCAGGAUCCUCAGUGAGCCCCAGUACCGCCAACAUCCCAGCAAUUUCAAAUUCACUAAGGACAUGCACUCCAUGGAUCUGACUCUGGCCACUGCCAACAACCAGAUUAUGAAUAAGCAAUCCUACAUCACUGCCUGGGAGAAAGACAAGACGUCGAUCCACAUCAUGCCUGAUGCCAUGGACAUCGUUCUUGCCAGAGCAAACAAGAAGAACGUCAGUGAGAAACUCUACAAACUGGACAACGAGCUGUCCAAGAAGAAGGGCCAUAACCUUCGUGCUGAUGCCAUCUCAGUCCAGGCUGCCAAAGCCUCCACUGCCAUCGCCAGUGAUUACAAGUACAAGACAGGAUACCGUAAGCAGGUGGGCCACCACAUCGGUGCUCGCUGCCUCCAGGACGACCCUCUGCUCAUGCUGGCUCUG
Epinephelus lanceolatus (giant grouper) is the source of this 1016-nucleotide messenger RNA. The record is from RefSeq and is a predicted model, not a curated record. Lineage: Eukaryota; Metazoa; Chordata; Actinopteri; Perciformes; Serranidae.